Acanthisitta chloris (rifleman) is the source of this 2096-nucleotide messenger RNA. RefSeq names its product solute carrier family 44 (choline transporter), member 2 (gene SLC44A2). The annotation marks the transcript as partial. The record is from RefSeq and is a predicted model, not a curated record. Gene Ontology annotation, biological process: choline transport; transmembrane transport. Lineage: Eukaryota; Metazoa; Chordata; Aves; Passeriformes; Acanthisittidae. The transcript has 21 exons. Gene Ontology annotation, molecular function: choline transmembrane transporter activity. Gene Ontology annotation, cellular component: membrane.
GAACUCCACAGAAGUAUGACCCGACUUUCAAGGGUCCCAUCUAUGACAGGGGCUGCACUGACAUCGUCUGCUGCGUCCUGCUGGUCCUGGCCAUCAUGGGCUACGUGGUCGUGGGCGUCGUGGCCUGGACCCACGGGGACCCGCGGAAGGUGAUCUACCCUACGGACAGCCGCGGGCAGUUCUGCGGGCAGCAGGGAACCCCCAACGAGAAGAAACCUUUCCUGUUUUACUUCGACAUCGUCAAGUGUGCGAGUCCUCUGGUGCUGCUGGAGUUCCAGUGCCCGACCCCGCAGAUCUGUGUCAGCAAGUGUCCCGACCGGUACCUGACAUUCCUGCGUGCCUAUGCCUCCAGCACUCCUGCAGACAUGGACUACUACAGGAACUUCUGUGUCCCUGAGUUCAAGGACCCGCGGAAGGGUCCCAUCGAGGUGCUGAAGGACAAGGAGUGCCCAGCCAUGCUCAUCCCCAGCACCCCAUUGGCACGGCGAUGCUUCCCGGCCAUCGAGGCCAAGCAGGGAGUCAUCAUGGUGGGCAACGAGACCACCUACGACGACGGCCGUGGGCAGCGGAGGAACGUCACCGAGCUGCUGGAAGGGGCCAAAAAAGCCAACGUGGUGCUGGAGGCGAGACAGUUGGCCAUGAAGAUCUUCGAGGACUACACGGUGUCCUGGUACUGGAUCAUCAUAGGCCUCGUCAUCGCCAUGGUGGCCAGUUUGAUCUUCAUCGUCCUGCUGCGCUUCCUGGCCGGGAUCAUGGUCUGGGUGAUGAUCGUCAUGGUGAUCCUGGUGCUGGGAUAUGGAAUCUUCCACUGCUACAUGGAGUAUGCCAAACUGAAAGGGGAAUCAGGUUCAGAUGUCUCCCUGGUGGACUUGGGUUUCCAGACCGACCUGCGCGUCUACCUCCACCUGCGGCAGACGUGGUUGGCGUUCAUGAUCAUCCUGUGCGUGGUGGAGGUGGUGAUCAUCCUGCUGCUCAUCUUCCUGCGCAAGAGGAUCCUCAUCGCCAUCGCGCUCAUCAAGGAGGCCAGCAGGGCUGUGGGUCACGUCAUGUCAUCGCUGCUGUUCCCCUUGUGCACCUUCUUCCUGCUGUGCCUCUGCAUUGCCUACUGGGCCAGCACUGCUGUCUUCCUGUCCACCUCCAAUGAGGCAAUCUAUAAGGUGUUCAACGAGUCAGCGUGUCCCUUCUCCGGGCAGACCUGCAAGCCAGAGACCUUCAACACCACCAACGUCACCAAGCUGUGCCCUGACGCCCAAUGCCUCUUCGCCUUCUACGGCGGCGAAACAGCCUAUCACAAGUACCUCAUCGUCCUCCAGUUCUUCAACGUCUUCAUGUUCUUCUGGCUCGCCAACUUCAUCAUCGCCCUGGGCCAGGUCACGCUGGCAGGAGCCUUCGCCUCCUACUACUGGGCCUUCAAGAAACCCGAGGACAUGCCAGCCUUCCCCCUCUUCUCCUCCUUCGGCCGCGCGCUCCGGUACCACACUGGCUCUCUGGCCUUCGGCUCCUUGGUCCUUGCCGUGGUGCAGGUCAUCAGGGUCAUGCUGGAGUACCUGGACCACAGGCUGAAAGCUGCAGAGAACAAGUUUGCCAAGUUCCUCCUGAGCUGCCUCAAGUGCUGCUUCUGGUGCCUGGAGAAUUUCAUCAAGUUCCUCAACAGAAACGCCUACAUCAUGAUCGCUGUCUACGGCACCAAUUUCUGCACCUCGGCCCGGAAUGCCUUCUCCUUGCUGAUGAGGAACAUCAUCAGGGUGGCUGUGCUAGAUAAAGUCACGGAUUUCCUCUUUUUCCUCGGGAAGCUCCUCAUUGUGGGCAGCGUUGGGAUCCUUGCCUUCUUUUUCUUCACCCACCGGAUAAAGCUGGUGCAGGACACGGCGCCGGCGCUGAAUUACUACUGGGUCCCGAUUCUGACGGUGAUCGUGGGCUCCUACCUCAUCGCCCACGGGUUCUUCAGCGUCUAUGGCAUGUGUGUGGACACACUCUUCCUCUGCUUCUUGGAGGACCUGGAGCGCCAUGACGGCUCCGCCGAGAAGCCUUACUUCAUGUCCCCCAACCUCAAGAAGCUGCUCAAGAAGACCAACAAAGGGCAGGGGGAUGCCUAG